CAAUUUUAUAAUGUUAUUUAGGUAUUAAUUUGUAGAAAGAAGAAUAGUGACAUGUGACCUUGACUUUGACAAUUCUGUUUUGUUAUGUGUAGUAAUUUUUAAAGUAUAGAAAUGUUUUUUAAUUCCAAUUUAAUUUUUUUUUUAAAUGUUACUUUCAAGAUUCAGUGUUAAUAACACAGUCCAAAUACACAAAUAUAUCAUUUUGAAUACAUUUUUAGUAUAAUCCUAGAAGUAAAAACCGAAUUGGAGUUAAUUGGUUGUCGCGAUAACAUAGUAGAUUGAGAAAUUUAAUCAUGCAAAUGCUGCCUUUAAUUACACAGAAACUAUGAAUAUAUUUUAUAUGCAAAAACGGAGAUGUUUCAAUAUAGUACUAUGUUUUGGAUUUGCUAUGUUACUGGUAAUCCUUUUCCAAGUUCCAUACGUUCCUAUAAGAAUGUAUCGUCUCUUUUACCCAAGAGAUAGCAUUGUUUGUUAUCGAAUACAAACAGAAUCGCUUCCCGAAGUAACGAACAUAAGUAUAAGAAAAGGAAAAUCAAUUUUCUUUCAUGAAACAUCCUGUAAAUCUUUUUAUAACGACAAAAUAUCUAUUUCAUCUCGACAAGCCUGUGCAGUAGAAAGUGCUGCUCGAACAAAUCCAAAUUAUGAUGUGUAUCUGUUAUUUACUUCACCAGGGAUCUUUAAGUUUGAAGGUGAUGAAUCUGAUAAUAUUUUAAAAGGGCUUUUAUCAUACAAAAAUAUUAAAAUUAUGCAUUUGGAUUAUGAAAAGUAUACUAAAGGAUCCCCUGUCGAGGAUUUGUUUAGUUCUGGCAAAAUAGAAGAUUCAAUUUAUGCCCAGUCUCAUGCCAGUGAUGUACUUAGAUACCUUACCCUAUGGAAAUUUGGCGGCAUAUAUUUAGACUUAGAUGUAAUAGUGACCAAAUCAUUGGAGGAUUUGGCACCGAAUUAUGCUGGAAUUGAAUCAAAUAAGAAUGUUGCUGCAGGAGUUUUGAGUUUUGAUGCAACCGGCAAAGGCCAUGAAAUGGCUGAAAAAUGUGUAAAUGAUCUUAAACAUAAUUUUAAUGGCCACGAUUGGGGGAAUAACGGCCCUGGUGUGAUAACGAGGAAUGAAGAUGAAGAACAGGAAAAUGAGAAAGAACCAAAGGAUAAAAUAUGCAUAAUUUUACAAGAGAUGGGAGUAAAAAUCCCAGUAAAAGAAGAUAUAGAUGAAGUACGAAGGAUGGGCAAGUACAACAUUGAAAGGAAAAGACCAAUAAUUGUGAAACUAAACAGGGAAAGCACAAGAACAAUAAUUUUGCAGAAAACCAGAAGCCUGAAGAGCACAAAUAUAUGGAUUGAUGAAGACUACCCAAAGGAAAUCCAAGAGGAAUGGAGGAAGCUAAUAAUAAAAAUGAAAGAAGCUAGAAAUAAAAGUCAUAAAGCACAAUUAAGAUAUAAUAAAUUAAUAAUAAACGACGAGUUGUACAGGGAGGAAGAUACCGAUCAAAACGAGGAAGGAAAAAAAGGAGGCGAUGGAGGCAGCAGUCAAAAGAGAACUGUAAACGAAAGAUCACCGGAGCAAAACAGAUUUGAUGAACAAAAUUGUUAUCUUAUUCCCUCGUUUUCUCCUAGGGUACCUAUUUUAUACACAUUUCUAAAUUUUAGGUUACUUAAAACUCUUUGUGGUGUACAACUAGCAAAGAAUAUGGUGAAUAAAGAUUGUGGUGGUUUUACCGCAUAUCCUCCCAAUAAAUUUUAUCCUGUGCCUUGGGAAAAAUGGAAGAUGUACUUCGAUGAAAAUUCCACGCAAGCUGUGCUUAAUUUAGCGAAAGAUAGUUUCGCUAUACACGUUUGGAAUAAACAUAGUGAAAGAACAAAACUACCUUUGACAUCGGGUGCGCCUUAUGUUCAUUUUGCUAAAAAAUACUGCCCGAAAGUCAUUGAAGCCUGUCAAGAUUCUUUUUAA
Psylliodes chrysocephalus is the source of this 1942-nucleotide messenger RNA. The record is from the annotation of a GenBank genome assembly. Lineage: Eukaryota; Metazoa; Arthropoda; Insecta; Coleoptera; Chrysomelidae.